AUGCUCUAUCAACCACUUACGCUGGAAUUGUACCGCCAGAAAACCACAUUGCUCAGCGUUCUUCCCGGUCGUCGAGUGGAUAGGUCCGACGCAGAGCCACGCCCGCAUGCUGGCUGCAUCAACGUCGCCAAAGCCGUUUCGAUGCUCACCGCCACCAUUGCACCUGCAUCGGACACACAAACGACGUCGACGCUGCAUCGUGCAUUGGAUGGACGUGGCUUUGCCAUGCGCCAUCCCACAUUCGACUGGCCUACACGCCUUUGA
This is a messenger RNA of Moesziomyces antarcticus, 264 nucleotides long. RefSeq lists its product as uncharacterized. The coding region runs from base 1 to 264 and encodes 87 amino acids. NCBI's taxonomy places the organism in Eukaryota, Fungi, Basidiomycota, Ustilaginomycetes, Ustilaginales, Ustilaginaceae. The transcript is spliced from 2 exons. The record is from RefSeq and is a predicted model, not a curated record.